AUGGCAUCGGUGCGGUUCACGGUGACUCCCACCAAGGCGGAGGACCUCCCCGGAUUGUCGGACACGUCGCCUGACAUCAGCUCCCGCUCGGCCGCCCGCGUCCGCUUCGGCUCGAGUCAGAGCGUCAACCGGAGCGACCCGCUCAGCGAGGGCUCGGGGGGACUGACGACCACCACGGGUACGACGGGGGGAGGAGCCGACACGCCGGACUUCAGCAACGUGGAUCAAGGUGAUGGAAACUCUAAAAUCUCCAGUGUGUACAUCAACAACACUCACGGCGUGGACGACGACGACUUCUACGACAGAAACUUGGCCUUAUUUGAGGAGGAGAUGGACACUCGGCCAAAAGUGUCUUCUCUGCUCAACCGCCUGGCCAACUACACCAACCUGACGCAGGGUGCCAAGGAACACGAGGAGGCCGAGAGCAUCGGAGAGAAGAAGAAACCUUACAAGUCUCCUCAGAUGGGGACGUUCAUGGGCGUCUACCUGCCGUGCCUGCAGAACAUCUUCGGGGUGAUCUUGUUCCUGCGGUUGACGUGGGUGGUGGGAACGGCCGGGGUCCUCCAGGCGCUCUGCAUCGUCUUCAUCUGCUGCUGCUGCACGAUGCUCACCGCUAUAUCGAUGAGCGCCAUCGCCACUAACGGAGUCGUACCAGCGGGAGGCUCUUACUUCAUGAUCAGCCGCUCUCUGGGUCCAGAGUUUGGGGGGGCGGUGGGCCUCUGUUUCUACCUGGGCACCACCUUCGCCGGAGCCAUGUACAUCCUUGGAGCCAUUGAGAUCCUUCUGAUGUACAUCGCCCCCGACGCGGCCAUCUUUAAGGCCAAGGGGCUCGAAGGCGAAGGGGCGGCGAUGUUGAACAACAUGCGGAUCUACGGCUCCAUCUGCCUCCUGCUCAUGUCCCUGCUGGUCUUCGUGGGCGUGAAGUACGUCAACAAGCUGGCCUCCAUCUUCUUGGCGUGCGUCAUCGUCUCCAUCGUGUCCAUCUACGUCGGAGCAUUGGUGUCCGCCUUCAAACCGCCAAAUUUCCCGGUGUGCAUGCUAGGAAACAGAACGAUUAACGCCCACGAUCUCGAGGACAGCCAUUGUGCGAAAACCAUCAUGCUACAGAUCAAAGAGCAGGCGGAGAGAGAAAACAGCAACUUCACGUUCACCAGUGAAAACGGCACGGUGGCUCCAACACUCGACCCAGGUCACGUCCUCGUAGAGAAGACCACGUACAUCUGGAGCCGAUUUUGCCAGAACGCCGAACUCAACGCCUCCUGCGACGACUACUUCAUGUCCAACAAUUUCUCAAACAUCGAAGGAAUCCCCGGUUUGGCCAGUGGGAUCAUUUCAGAGAACUUGUGGAGCUCCUACCUCAGCAAAGGCGACGUGGUGGAGAAAGCCGCCAUGAGCUCGUCUCACGUCGCACACCCGGCCUCCACUCAGCAGCCGUACGUGUUCGCCGACAUCACCACCUCCUUCACACUGCUGGUGGGCAUCUUCUUCCCCUCCGUCACAGGAAUCAUGGCCGGUUCGAACCGGUCGGGGGAUCUGAAAGACGCCCAGCGCUCCAUCCCCAUCGGCACAAUCCUCGCCAUCCUCACCACCUCCAUCGUCUACUUGUCCAGUGUCGUGUUGUUUGGCUCCUGCAUCGAAGGCGUGGUCCUCCGAGACAAGUUUGGAGACUCAGUUCAAGGGAAUCUGGUGGUGGGGACUCUGGCGUGGCCGACUCCCUGGGUCAUCGUGGUCGGCUCCUUCUUCUCGACGUGCGGCGCCGGCCUCCAGUCGCUGACGGGCGCCCCGCGACUCCUGCAGGCCAUCGCCAAGGACAACAUCAUCCCCUUCCUCCGGGUGUUCGGGCACGGGAAAGCUAACGGGGAGCCAACGUGGGCGUUGCUGCUAACGGCCCUGAUAGCCGAGCUCGGGAUUCUCAUCGCCUCUCUCGAUCUGGUGGCUCCCAUCCUGACAAUGUUCUUCUUGAUGUGUUAUCUGUUUGUGAACCUGGCCUGUGCUCUCCAGACCCUCUUGAGGACGCCUAACUGGAGGCCACGCUUCUCCUACUACCACUGGACCUUGUCAUUUUUGGGGAUGACUAUCUGUCUGGCGCUCAUGUUCAUCUCCUCCUGGUACUACGCAAUCGUUGCCAUGGUGAUCGCAGGCAUGAUCUACAAGUACAUAGAGUAUCACGGAGCUGAGAAAGAGUGGGGGGAUGGGAUCCGCGGUCUCUCGCUCAGCGCUGCCCGUUAUGCCCUCCUGAGGUUGGAAGAGGGACCACCACACACCAAAAACUGGAGGCCGCAGCUGUUGGUCUUACUAAAACUGGACGAAGACGCCCACGUCAAGUCUCCCCGCCUGCUGACGUUCGCCAGCCAGCUGAAGGCGGGAAAAGGCCUGACCAUCGUCGGCACCGUCGUCUCCGGCAACUUCCUGCAAAGCUACGGAGAGGCUCUCGCUGCCGAACAGACUCUGAAGCACCUGAUGGAUAAGGAGCGAGUUAAAGGUUUCUGUCAGUGCAUCGUUGCCCAGAAACCGCGCGACGGCAUCAGCCACAUGAUCCAGUCCAGCGGCCUCGGAGGGAUGAAACCCAACACCGUGGUGAUGGGUUGGCCGCACGCCUGGAGGCAGAGCGAAGACCCUCAGUCCUGGAAGACAUUCAUCAACACGGUGCGGGUGACCACAGCAGCUCACCUGGCCCUGCUGGUGCCCAAAAACAUCUCUCUGUUCCCCAGCAACAGUGAGCCGUGCACGGAGGGUUACAUCGACGUGUGGUGGAUCGUGCACGACGGCGGGAUGCUGAUGCUGCUGCCCUUCCUGCUGCGUCAACACAAGGUGUGGCGUAAGUGCGGGAUGCGGAUCUUCACAGUGGCCCAGAUGGAGGAUAACUCCAUCCAGAUGAAGAAAGACCUGGCAACCUUCCUCUAUCACCUGCGUAUCGAGGCCGAGGUGGAAGUAGUAGAGAUGCACGACAGCGAUAUCAGCGCCUACACCUACGAGCGAACCCUGAUGAUGGAGCAGAGAUCUCAGAUGCUCCGACAGAUGCGACUGUCUAAAUCAGACCGGGAUAGAGAGAGGGUUCGCUGGAGCUUUGAUGAUGUGUAUCUCUCCCCCAGGUACAGCACUAUUGGAAGCCACACUUCAAACACCUACAAAGGAAGCAGAGACAGACAGGCCCAGCUGGUGAAGGAUCGUAACUCCAUGCUGCGCCUGACGAGCAUCGGCUCGGACGACGACGACGACACGGACGGCGUAGAGCGAGACAGAGUGGUGAGCAGCAGCUCUGAGCAUCACCGCCGAGUUCAGAUGACCUGGACCAAAGAGAAGACCUCGCAGUACCGGGCGGCACACUCCGGCUGCUCCACGCCCGAAGGCUUCAGAGACAUGCUCAGCAUCCGGCCGGAUCACUCCAACGUCAGACGGAUGCACACCGCCGUCAAGCUCAAUGAGGUCAUUGUCAACAAAUCCCAUGAUGCCCGGGUCGUCCUGCUCAACAUGCCGGGACCCCCCAGAAACACAGAUGGAGACGAGAACUACAUGGAGUUCCUCGAGGUCCUCACCGAAGGUUUGGAGCGAGUCCUGUUGGUCAGAGGCGGAGGAAGUGAAGUCAUCACCAUCUACUCCUGAUUGGACGAACGAGGAGGAAGCCAGAAGCUCUUUUUUUAAAAGAAGAAGCAGCC
Messenger RNA from Scomber japonicus (chub mackerel), 3656 nucleotides. Its product is annotated as solute carrier family 12 member 6-like. Lineage: Eukaryota; Metazoa; Chordata; Actinopteri; Scombriformes; Scombridae. The transcript is spliced from 28 exons. Gene Ontology annotation, cellular component: membrane. Gene Ontology annotation, biological process: chloride ion homeostasis; potassium ion homeostasis; cell volume homeostasis. Bases 1 to 3603 code for a protein of 1200 amino acids. Gene Ontology annotation, molecular function: potassium:chloride symporter activity. The record is from RefSeq and is a predicted model, not a curated record.